UUGAAGCAGCCCCUUCAGCUAGCUAGCUAUCUCACUGCAUGCCGCGCCGCAGUACCUUCACCUUCAGCUGAUCAGAUAAAGACUACACGACUGUGGCUGUUGCAUUGGUUUUUUUUCUCCCAUGGACAAUGAAAUUGAGCUGGCUAGAUUGGCUAAAGAGGCGUUCGAUAGCCACCGGUAUGAAAGUUGCCUGUCCUCUCUAAACAAGCUACAGGAGCACCGCAGAAGUGAUGGGCGUGUAGCUCACAAUAGAGCAGUUGCACAGUACCUUUUGUCCAACCUAACUCUAACAGAUGGCUUUAAAAAGUCUCUGCUGUCAGUCAAUGCACAGUUUGACCGUGAUAGCGAGAACAGUGGUGUGGAAGCUACCAUUGCUGACAAGGCAGUGCUCUACUUCAACCAGGCGCUGAUCCACAUGAGGCUGCAUCAGUACAAGCAUGCCACAUUCCUCUUAGAGCAGCUUUUCCAGGUUCACAAUACCUUGCACACGGACUCCUUGGCAGUGGAAGUAAGUCUACUGCUCAUCGAGGUAUGUCUCCGUACCAACCAAUUGGAGAUGGCUAGCAAGUACAUCGAAUUCCUUGAGAGCCAUUACUUCAAGAGUAGCAAUGGGGGACGAGGGGAGGAGCUAUCUGGAGAUGGUGGAGUAGAGAGUUAUCGCUCCAAGAUGUACCUGUUCAAGGCAUGUCUCAGCGUGCUUACCGGAAACAUCAAGACUUGUAAAAAAGAGCUGAAGAGUUUGACAAGUAUUUCUGGGAAUAGCUCUGCUGCUCAGUUUCUGAAGGCUAACAUUGAGUUUCUGAGGGGAAAUUUCCAGAAAUCAUUAAAGGUUCUCGGCUCCACACAAAAGUCUCCCAUGGUUACAGAGUCUGGAGAGUGUCUCACAGCAUUCAGCUUGAACAACAUUGGCUGUAUCCACUAUCAGUUGGGUAAAUACAGCCUGGCGGCACACUACCUCAGGAAGGCCAUAGAGGAGAAUGAUGCUGCUCUCAAUGGAUUCCCUCCUCUGGAUAAAGCCACCCCUCUCUCUGGUCGUCCCCUUGCUGUGUUGGGGGUUAACUGUCGACACAUUCUGCUGUACAACUUGGGCAUCCAGCAACUGUUUAGUGGCGCCCCCAUGGCUGCCUUUGACUCUCUCCUGGAGGUGGUACAGGUGUACCAUGCAAAUCCACGGCUCUGGCUUCGACUGGCUGAGGCCUCUGUGUCUGCACACACAAAAGUGUCCCAUGAUUUAGCCGCAGGUCAGGUGAUGAAAAGUGGUUCUGUGCAGCUGGUGGUAGGCUCUGGCAUCAAUCGCAAAUUGGUAGUUUCUCCUCUGCAGCAGACUAACAAGAAAGGAAGCUCUGACACCCACUCCCAGUCUGCUGCGAUGCCAGCUCCUACUUUGGAGUUUGCUGCCAUUUGUCUCCGAAAUGCCCUUUUCCUAGUCUCCCCAGAAAUCAUUCCCUCAUGCUCAACUUUGCCAGGACCAACCCUACAUGAGAAUUCUGUACUUGGACUGAGGUGUAGCAUUCUCUCCUAUCUGUCAUAUGUGUCUCUUGGUCUGGGGGACCCCCUCUCAGCGUUAUCCUAUGCCACUCAGCUGCUUGCUUCUCCGACGCAGCCCAAAUGCCUAGAGUUUUUAGGCCACAUUUAUUCAGCGGAGGCUCUUGUUCUAUUGGACAGGAUCCCUGAGGCUUUGCAUCAUCUCAAUCCCGAAAAUAAUUUGUCUGACAACACUUUUACAAUCACAUCUUCUGGCCAUUUUUCAGAUACUGGAGAGGGGUAUUUGGCAAACCCAAGGCCGUCGUGCUCUGUUGAGGGAUUAGAAGGUGCUUUUCCCUCAAGCACCUCUAAUGCCAAGGCUAUGAUGCUACAUAACAUGGCCACUGUGUUCUGUCUCAGAAGGGAGAACGACAAAGCCAGGAGUGCUGUGCAGCAGGCCAUCAAAUUGUGCAAGAAGGUGCCCACUAAGAUGAUCCUUUUGUCUGGAUACAUUGAAAUGUCUUCUGGUAAUACAAGUUUAGCCCUGGACAUUCUCAAGAAAUGCUCCCCGAAUCCUAGACCUACAUCCAGCAAGAAAUCCAAAUAUUUGAUGUCAAAAUUAUUAGGGUGACUGUACAUGUAUGUAUUAUGUAGUGACUCUUAUUCUAAACAGCGUAUAACUGACACUAUCAUUUACUACUACUGAUUCUGAAGAAUAUAUCCUGGUGUGA
Molecule: messenger RNA, 2195 nt
Organism: Halichondria panicea
Lineage: Eukaryota; Metazoa; Porifera; Demospongiae; Suberitida; Halichondriidae
Product: CCR4-NOT transcription complex subunit 10-like
Exons: 12
Coding region: 122-2095 (657 amino acids)
Biological process (GO): negative regulation of translation; mRNA catabolic process
Cellular component (GO): CCR4-NOT complex
Molecular function (GO): protein binding
Source: RefSeq, a predicted model, not a curated record